Messenger RNA from Phaedon cochleariae (mustard beetle), 5328 nucleotides. NCBI's taxonomy places the organism in Eukaryota, Metazoa, Arthropoda, Insecta, Coleoptera, Chrysomelidae. The record is from the annotation of a GenBank genome assembly.
AUGUGGUCACAAAUUGUCCUCUGCAUGCUUGUUGGCUUUGCCUAUGCAUCAAACAUAUCGGCAUGGAAAGACAAUACCGAGUAUGUCUACCAGGUACGGGGUCGCACUAUGGCCAGUCUUCAUGACGUAUCCAACCAGUAUUCCGGUAUUCUGACAAGGGCAUUCCUCAGAAUCCAACUAAGACCAGAUGGUAAACUCCAAGCUCUCAUUACCGAGCCCGAGUACAGCCACAUCCACUCUCAGCUGCACGAUGGAUGGAAGACCUACAUCCCUGAUGCUGAGCUCACCUGGAAGCCCUUGGAAAUGUCUUCCAAACCCAUCCAGUUGGAGAUGAAACAAGGCAUUAUCACUGACAUUAUCGUGAACAAGGACAUACAAAACUGGGAAGCCAACAUGAUCAAGAGUAUCAUCAGCCAGUUCCAGCUAAACUUAGGCGGUAAUGGCGCAUACUCUAAAUCCCAGGAACAGCCAGCUGUUUUCAAAGUGUUGGAAGAUACCGUAACUGGAAACACCGAAACACUCUAUGAAAUCAGAGAAGUACCCGAAUACCUAAUCCAAAACGACGAACCCUGGCAACAACGCUUAUUCAGAUUGAAGGGUGAAGGUGAGAUUAUCGAAGUCUUGAAACAUAAGAACUACGCUAACAACGUUGAACUCCCAUCAUACUUCUUUGGAUUCGGAGAAAUGAGGGAAUGGAACGCCGCUACCAACCAAAUGGGAGAAUUCUUCCUCAGGGACUCUACCAGCCGUGCUCUGAUCACUGGAGACAGGCAACGUUUCACCAUCCAUAACUCAUACACCGUCAACAAGAUCAUGAUCAACCCAACCUUGACCGAUCAGCAGAAGGGAUCCGUUGUCAGCAUGAUGAAUGUUACAUUGGAAGAAGUUAAAUCGCAAAGCCAAAUCAUCGAAGAUGUCUUGGAACCUGUACGCCUUGGUAACCUCGUCUAUACUUAUGAAAAACCAUUCUCGCCCAUGAGUCAAGUCAGCGAGAAGAGACCUUCCAAAUACGAGGACCGUGAAAUCGACAGUAAAUACCAACGGGAAUCCUGGAACAGACUCCGUCGUUCCUUCGACUCUUCCGAAGAAAACGCGUCACCUGAGUCUGAAGAAAACUACAAACAAGACCAACCACAGAUGAGUCAAGCACCUGCGAGUCCAUUCCUGCCUUACACCACAGGAUACAAGGGUAAAUGUCUGAAACACACCAUGAACCUUGUCAAGAGCGUUAGCGACUUAGCCAGAGAAAUUGGAAAUGAAUUGCAAAACCCCCGCGAUAUUCUACGACAGCAGACUCUCAGCAAGUUCACCAGCAUGGCAUCUCUCAUCCGCGUCAUGAGUGAGGAAGAUCUCCUGAAACUCGCCAACGAAUUAUACACCACUGCUAAGGAAGGAGAGAAACACGCUGCAUGGGUUGUCUUGCGCGAUGGAUUCGCCGAAGCAGGAACUGGGCCCGCUUUCCUCGUCAUCGAGAAAUUAAUCCAGGCUAGAAAAAUCAAGGGGCUCGAAGCCUCCCAAAUCAUCUCCUCAAUGACUGACUCAGUCCGUCAACCAACCUUCCAAUACAUUAAAUCUUACUUCGAACUCAUCAAGAAAGAGGAAGUUCGCUCGCAAUGGCCAUUGAAUGAUACCGCUCUUUUGAGUUUCACAGAGCUUGUCAGCAGAGUUUACUUCGAUGAAGAAUACUACAAGAACCAAUUCCCCAUCAAAGCAUUCACUCAAUUCUACUCUGAGGAAGGCAAAAAAUUCAUCAGAGAAUCUGUUAUCCCUUACCUUGGCAAAGAACUCCAAGAAGCCAUUUCCAAAGCUGAAACCCACAAAAUCCACGCCUACAUCCGUGCUCUUGGCAACAUCGGUGACGCUAGCAUAAUGACAGUCUUCGAACCAUACCUUGAAGGCCAAAAGAAAGCUUCCCAGUACCAACGCCUAUUGAUGGUAAUUUCUAUGGACAGACUAGUGAAAACUAACCCAGAAGUAGUCCGUGAAGUAUGUUUCAAAAUCUACCAGAACACCGCAGAAACUGAAGAAGUGAGAAUCGCUGCAGUUUACCGUUUGAUGGCAAGCCAACCAUCCACUGACAUGUUGCAGCUUAUGGCCUCUUACACUCACGUUGAUAAACAAGAGCACGUUAAUGCUGUAGUCAAAUCAGCAAUUGAGCGUUUUGCUGAAUUGGAAGGAGAUGAACUCUACAAAUUUCGUCUGUCUGCUGAAGCUGCGAGGCCUCUUCUGACUAAAAAAACCUACGGUUUCCAAUAUGGCGGAAAAUACCUACGUGAACACAUGAUCCACGAACUCAACCAACAUUACUCCCAAAUGUUGAACAUCUAUGGAAGCAAAGAUAGCUAUUUCCCUAAAGGAUUCGAAUACAUUCUGAACUCGAAACUUGAUGGUUUCUGGAAACCCUUGAUGCAUGUGCAAGCCUAUGUAUCCAGUUUAGAUGAAAUGAUCCGUGUAGGUAAAGAACAGACCAACAGCUUCAAAGACAAAGCACAACGACAGGAACAGAACGCCGAAGAGCAGAGGCAGAACCCUUGGUCCAGUCGCAACGUUGCUCAGUUACUCAACAUGAAAUCAGAGAUCAGUGAGCAACUUGAAGGAAGUAUUUACAACAUGCUGCCAGGAUCACCACUCAAGAUGUUAUCAUUCGACAACAAGACCAUCGAAAGAUUCCCAGAAGUCAUCCGUCAGUUCCAAGAUGAAUUCAAGAACGGUAAGAAGAUCGACUUCCACAAAAUCUUGAACAACAACGAGAUGGCACUGGCUUUCCCUACUGAAAUGGGUUUGCCAUUUGUUUACACCUACGAUAUGCCAAUGCUCUUCCAAGUUCAAGGUGAACUCAAAAUUGUUGCUUCCCCUGAUGUAUCUAGAAAUGGUCAGAUUUAUAAACCAGACAGCAUUAGGAUUCAAUCAGAUAUGGGCAUUACUGUGACCGCGAAGAUGCAAGGACGUCUAGGAUUCACUACUCCAUUCGACCACCAACAGUACAUUGCUGGUUUCGACAAGCAAUUCCAAAUCCAUGUCCCGGUACACGGUAACAUAGAUAUUGAUAUCAAGAACGGUAAAGUCAAUUUCGAAUUCGAAGCUGUUGAGAAACAUGAAGGAGCUCAUGUCUUCCACUACAGUACUUGGCCAUACACAUCCAGGGUUGACAUUCUCAAUUUGAAACCCCUGCACCUCCAACCUAACACCCAUGUAAUCAGGCAACAGAAAUUGCGCCAUUUCGAUGAAAUCAUUGGCCAAAAACAAUGGGGAAUGGCCUUCCAUGUACAAAUCGAGCACGAGAGGCAAACGUUAGAGACCCCUCUUCUCAAAAAUCUCUUCAACAGACAUGGAUUCUUUGCUGGACUCAUGGGCUCGUGGAACGAUGCCACCAUUCAGUACAGCAAAUUCAGUGUUUCUUACCUCCCCAAGGAAUCGUCCACCAGGAAAAUUGUUAUGCGAUUUGGAUACCAGAACAAAUACAACGCACAUCCCGAUGAGGUACAAAGAUCUGUGGACUGGACACAGUUACGUGAAUCUUCUGAUGCAGAGACCCUUCGGGAAAAAAUCAUGAGUAAGGUUGCUGAAGGUAUAACAAACGUCAAAGUUGAAGCCGUUGAUGCCUCAGCCGAAUUACAAGGAGACAAAACCAUCAAAUUCCUUUUUGGUGCUGGAUACGGAAAGAGCGUGGUGGAUCCUAAAUCUCGAACAUUGGUUUACUGGAGAAUGACCUCAGAUGACCAGGAAUUCAGACCCUAUGAAAUGACAUUCGAAUCCAAGGGUUACAUUCCCAAUACUAACGCUCUGGACUUGGAAUUUGCUUUGAAACACGAACCUAGGGCUGAUGUCAAACUGGUACUUGCCUAUGGACCAAUGGAAGGACAGAAAACAAGAAUUCAAACUGAUUUUGAAUACUCCAGGAGCGAAGACCGCAAACAGUACUUGAAACAGCUGCCAUUAUACCAACAGUGCAAACACGAAAUGCGCGAGGGCAACAAACAAUCGCCUGCCUGCACUAACAUGACAUUAGCUGCCAAUCUCUUAGACCAUACCACCGUCAAAGUUCAAUACGAAAACGUGAAACCAUUCUUGGUUGAAGCUUUCAGAACCGCUUACGAUGCCCUUCGUGUCCAGUACCUUCCAGAUACUCCACUAGAAGCCAACCAGUUAUUUGUACGAGCUCGUUUCCACCCCGACUUCAAAUUCGUUAACGUGACAGUAGAAUCCAAAGACGAAAAAACCGAGUUCAGAGAUAUUGCUGCCAAUGACUGGGCCAGACAAGUAUUUGUUGUCCACCCCGUCUUCCAUCUCCCAAGCCGUAUGAUGGGUCAAGCUUUUGGACUCCAAACUUACAGACCAAUGUGUGUGGUUGACCAAACUCAAGCCAACACCUUCAACAAUCGCUCAUACCCAGUGGAACUCUCCAAAGAAUGGACUGUGAUGUUACAAUACAUCCCUGAAGUAGCACGCCGCAAUCAGAACCAAGGGGAAGCCACUGAACAGAUCAAACGUCAACUUGACAACUUCAUCGUUCUUGUUCGUCAAAGCACCGAAUCCAGCGAGAAGAAGGAUGUGAAGAUCGUCAUCAGCACUCCAGAAACCGAGUCCAAGACCCUCGAGAUCACCAUGACCCCCAGCUCCCACAGUUCUCCCAAACCAAAAGCCACAGUAACCGUCAACAAACAACAAGUGGAGAUCAGCGAAGAUAAGAGCUACGACUCCUACAAUGGUUUCGUCCAGAUCUACGCCUUACCCAAUGGAGAAGUCAAAUGCGAAGUUCAAGGUACCUUCUACAUCAUCUACGAUGGAUCUCGUGCAAGACUCACAGUCCUCGAUGGCAAGUUCAGAGACGACGUCAGAGGACUCUGCGGCAGGUUCAACGACGAGAAGAUCGAAGAUAUGACUGCUCCAGAGAACUGUAUCGCCCGUGACUGGAGGAAGUUCGCUAAGAGCUUCGAAGUCCAAAGUCAAGAAGGAAAACAAGUCAGAGAGGAGUUCUCAGAGAACAAGGGGUGUGCUAAGAAGCAAUACCCUCUGUACUUCGACGUCGUGUCCGAGGAUUUCAUCAAGAGAGGAGAACAGCCAACUGGUACAUGCAGCAUCACCCAGACCAGAUACGUCCAACAGAAUGGUGAGAUCUGCUUCACUACUCGUGCCUUGUUGAGCUGUAGGAGCCAGUGCCAAGUGCGUGGUUGGGUGACCAAGAACGUGCCAGUCCACUGUAUUCCCAAGAGCAACGUUGCCCAGUUGUGGAAGAACCAGAUCGACAUGGGAGCAAGCCCUGACUUCAGCCACAAGAAGGAACACAAGAGGAUCGAUAUGCAGGUUCCCCAGAGCUGUUCCGAAUGA